Scheffersomyces stipitis CBS 6054 is the source of this 1980-nucleotide messenger RNA. RefSeq names its product Dur4p (gene DUR4). NCBI's taxonomy places the organism in Eukaryota, Fungi, Ascomycota, Pichiomycetes, Serinales, Debaryomycetaceae. The coding region runs from base 1 to 1980 and encodes 659 amino acids. The transcript has a single exon. Gene Ontology annotation, molecular function: urea transmembrane transporter activity. The record is from RefSeq and is a predicted model, not a curated record. Gene Ontology annotation, biological process: urea transmembrane transport. Gene Ontology annotation, cellular component: plasma membrane.
AUGGAACCAACCUUAUCUCAAGGUGUAGCAUAUGGUGUCAUCAUAGGUGGCGGCGCAUUCUUUGCCAUAGUGAUGAACUAUUUCACUCACCUCCAGAACCGUUACAGUCGUUACAAUUCCAACAAGAUUGAUGAAUUCGUUUCAGGAAGCAGAUCCAUAGGGUUCGGAUUGCUUCUCAGUGGUAUCUUAUCCAAUUGGACAUGGAGUUUAACUUUACUUGAAUCGGCUGUCAAGAGCUACAAUAUGGGCUUCAGUGGAAGUUAUUGGUACGGUAUUGGAGGUUUGUUGCAAGUUUCUGUCUUCUCUGUCAUCUCUAGUAAGAUCAAGAAGAAUGCAAAUUUGGUCACCACGUUUCCUGAAAUGGGCUAUUUCAGGUUUGGAAGAGCUGGCCAUUUAGCAUUCUUGUGGUGUGGAUUCAUUUGUAAUGCCAUUGUCAGUUCGUGUAUACUACUUGGAGGUAGUGCAGUAUUUCAUGCUAUAACCGGUAUUAAUCAAUAUGCUGCUCUCUUUCUUAUUCCAUUUGGAGUUGCCGUAUACGUGUCCUUCGGUGGAUUGCGUGCUACAUUCAUUUCAGAUGCUACUCAUACUUGUAUAAUUCUUGUCUUCUUAAUCGUUUUCAUGUUCGAAGUUUACGUUACCAAUCCAAAGAUCGGAUCUCCUGAAAAGAUGUGGGAAUUGCUUGAACUGCUUUCUCCAGUCGACGGAAACUAUAGCGGUUCCUACUUGACUUUUAGAUCCCAACAAGGUGCAAUAUUUGCUGUAGUUAGUAUUAUCACUGGAUUUGGCUUGGUUGUUAACGACCAGGCGUAUUUGUCCAGAGCUGUUGCAGCAGACCCGAGAUUUACAUCCAGAGCAUACUUUUUUGCUUCAGUUUGUUGGUUUGUCAUCCCUUUCUCAAUAGGAACAUCGUUGGGUCUUGCAGCUAGAGCUCUCACGGUAUACCCUGAUUUCCCUGCUUUGUCUGAUUUCGAAGUCGGAGAAGGCUUACCAGCUGUAGCUGCUGCCACUUAUUUAAUGGGUAAAUCUGGACUGGCAAUGAUGAUUGUGAUGAUUUUCUUUUCAGUUACGUCGUCCUUUGCUGGCGAGUUGAUUGGUACUUCUACUUUACUUUCUUAUGAUGUCUAUAAGAGGUAUUACAAACCAGAUGCUACUCCUAAAGAAGUUGUCACAGCAGCCAAAAUUUUUGUCUUCCUUUGGGCCAUAUUUGCUUCAUCUUUAGCUUCUAUAUUUUACGGUGCAGCAAAAAUUUCCAUGGGGUGGUUAUUCAAUUUCUUGGGAGUUGCUACUGCUUCUGGUGUCUUCCCCAUUGCUCUUACAUUCACCUGGAAAAGAUUGAAUAAAUCAGGUGCUGUUGGUGGAUCUGUAGGAGGCAUGGUAUUGGCCCUAGUUGUCUGGCUCGUCACAUGUAAAGCUAGCAAGGGUGAAAUCAAUGUCACCAACUUGUCAGAUCAAUGGGUCUCGUUUGCCGGUAAUGUCACAGCCCUUAUUCUGGGAGGCGUUAUUUCAAUAGGAUCAUCUCUAAUUUGGCCAUCUACAUUCGAAUUUGAAGAAACCAGAAACAGAACAAGUUUGAUUUCUGCACCUGUUAAGAGUGAACCAGCGUUGAACGAAACCAAGGAACAAAACGAAAAGAGCUCUGACCUCAAAAUCACUGAAAGCGAUAAAGACAUUGAACUGGCUUCAGUAGAUACCGACUUGGACAUGGACCUUCACCAAGUGAUUGACCACCAGCAUUUAGAUAGACAGUUCAAGAAGUACUGUGGUUUGGUUGCAAUUCUUGCGGUUAUCAUGACAUUUAUAAUCCCUGUUCCAUUAGGAGCAAGCCCAUAUGUUUUCUCGCCCGGCUUUUUAAAGGGCUGUGUCAUAAUUAUUAUCGCCUGGCUAUUCUUCUCAUUUUCUUUCGUUGUUCUUCUUCCAAUAUUUGAAGCUAGGAAAGAAGUAUGGAGAAUUACCAAGCUGGUUCUCUCUUUUGGACUGUAA